AUGCGGGCCAUGCGGUGGACCUGGCUGGCGACCGCAUUCCUCGCCUCCGCCGCGCGAUCGAGUGAGAGCGAGACAAACAGCCCCUUCAUCGCACCCGCCAACGCCGAGACCAACAACCAGCGAGCCUUCGAAGUGCUCCAACUCCUCAGGCGAACCGAGAACAACUGCCCCAGUGGGUACAAUCCGUGUUCGAAGCUCGGUAACGCCGACGCCUGCUGCCAAGAUGGCACGAUCUGUUCGCGCGACUCCGCCAACAACAUCGCCUGCUGCCCGACCGGCGCCAGCUGCACGGGCAGUCUGACGGCCGAGCCCUCCGCCACGGAUGGAAGCAGCUUUAUGUUCCCCCACGGUGCGACGGCGGCGACGACAACUAGCAGCGCUUCCUGGGCGGUGAUCACUGGGUCAACGCUCGCGGGGGCGUAUCCGUUUAUUUAUGUGCCGACGACCUUUGACAACGCCCAGACCUGCUCCUCUUACUACCAUAUCUGUCAGUCGGAGUACUCGCAGUGCACAGGCGCAUUGGUUGGUCGCUAUGGAGUCACCGUCGGGGGCGCAGGCGGUGCCGGCGUGACGGUCGAGGCGAUAACGGACUCGGCGCAGGCCACCUCGGUUUGCUCCAGCUUGAGCGUGAGUGCCUGUCAUGGUUUGGAGCUUGGGUAUUGUGGGACACUACAGACUGGAGCGGCGCAGGCCUAUGGCAAUGGCAAUAAUGCUGCGGCGCCGGGCCAGACAACGAGCCUACACGACCUUGCGCUGGGACUAAUUGUUGGGGUUGCUGGGAUGUUUAUAUGA
Molecule: messenger RNA, 792 nt
Organism: Penicillium riverlandense
Lineage: Eukaryota; Fungi; Ascomycota; Eurotiomycetes; Eurotiales; Aspergillaceae
Exons: 1
Coding region: 1-792 (263 amino acids)
Source: RefSeq, a predicted model, not a curated record